Punica granatum (pomegranate) is the source of this 2374-nucleotide messenger RNA. The record is from RefSeq and is a predicted model, not a curated record. Lineage: Eukaryota; Viridiplantae; Streptophyta; Magnoliopsida; Myrtales; Lythraceae.
CCCGCAAGAGCAAGCAAAGCCCCUUCUUCCACGGCUAUGUCCACUUUUUUUCAACUUUUUCUUGGUCUUCUUUAUUUUCUGCACUAAUCACUCGUUGGCGCCCCCCAUUAAAAUUCUCUCUCUAUUGGCCGCUUUCGCCUUCUUUUUUGGGUUUAGAUUGAUAAUCGACCCAUCCCAAUUAACAAUUAUAUAUGUGCUUUGCCGCUUUUAAUGCAACUGCUCAUCCUCCUCCUCCUCCUCCUCUUCCGGGUUCUUCUUCUUCUUGGAGUUGAAGCCGUCCAAAUCCCCUGUCAGGCUUGGGGGUACUGUUUGGAGCCCCAUAUUUGUCGGUUCUGUUCAGUCGGAUCGGUCUCAUCUCUUCUGAGCUGGGCUCCCCCCGAGGAGGCUGCCAUGGAUGCAGAGACCGGUGAUUCGAGCUCCAAGAUGGAGGCUUACGAGGUGAUUGAGCAGAUUGGGAGAGGAGCUUUCGGGUCGGCGUUUCUUGUCCUCCAUAAAUUGGAGAAGAGGAAGUAUGUGCUGAAGAAGAUUCGUUUGUCUAAGCAAAACGAGACGUUCAAGCAAACAGCCCAUCAGGAGAUGGAGCUGAUCGCGAAACUAAAUAAUCCAUACAUCGUGGAGUAUAAGGAUGCUUGGGUAGACAAGGGAAACUGCAUCUGCAUUGUGACCAGUUAUUGUGAAGGCGGGGACAUGGCUGAGGCUAUAAAAAAGGCAAGAGGAAUAUUCUUCCCAGAGGAGAAAAUCUGUAAAUGGUUGACCCAGUUGCUGCUAGCUGUUGACUACCUCCACUCAAACCGUGUGCUCCAUAGAGAUCUUAAAUGCUCCAAUAUAUUUCUCACCAAGGACAAAGACAUCAGGCUCGGUGAUUUUGGACUCGCAAGGCUACUUGGCGCCGAGGAACUGGCUUCGUCGGUCGUUGGCACUCCCAAUUACAUGUGCCCUGAACUGCUAGCAGAUAUACCUUAUGGCUACAAAUCGGAUAUAUGGUCUCUCGGUUGCUGUAUGUUUGAAAUAGCGGCACAUCACCCUGCAUUUAGAGCCCCAGAUAUGGCGGGACUCAUUAAUAAAAUAAACAGAUCAACCAUUUCUCCUCUCCCAAUUGUGUAUUCCUCCUCACUCAAACAGAUCAUCAAGACCAUGUUAAGGAAGAAUCCGGAACAUAGACCGACGGCGGCUGAGCUGUUGAGGCAUCCCCAUUUGCAGCCUUACCUCCUUCGGUGCAGCCAUGCCUCUUCUGUUUUUCUUCCCGUAAAGUCUGUAAGCAGCCCGAAGGAUAAAGAUAAGACACCACUUAGAUCGUCACCCAAAUCUUCACCCAGCAAAUUAAAGGUGGAGAGAGAGAAUCGAGACAGAAAGAUCGCAGUUGUGAAGAAACUCCAAGAUAUUAACCUGACUGUGGAUCCAAGUCCAGCUGUGCAAGAGGAUAAUCUUGAGACCAAGAGGGUUGACCCAACGAGCUGUUCUAUUGAAGUGUCCGAUUCAUCGGAUAGUUUAAAUCACAGUUCAAGCCAUUCCGAAGUGACUGUUUGUAAUGGAGACCAAGAAGAAGCAGAGUCUAAAUCCAUGUCCAAGGAGAACACUGAGAGUGGAGAAAUUACCUCAGGAAGCAUGCCAAGUUCUAUCAGCGAAGAGCGCGUCCAACCUAUAAACGAGCUCAACCCACCCGUGAAGGAGUCAAGCGUGGAGGUGAAAGAGACCGUUCAGGAGCAGAAACAAGUAGACGACCAACAACGGGAUCUCAAAGAUUUACUGACAAAUGGUACUUCGUCAUCUGAACAUAAUAAGAAGGAAAUUUCUGUGGAGUACUCAUCGAAUGAGAGUAACAACUCUCUACCAUAUAAAGAAGUCGAAGCGAAAGCAGCGGAUGAGAAGACCCAAUGCGUGCAAACAGAGUCUGAGGAUGCCCGAGUCGCAGAGCGAGCACGACUCAAGACAUCGUUGCUCAGCAAGCUAGCUGCUAUUAGUAAGGAUCAAGGAAUGAAGAUUGACUGGGAAACACCGAGCCAGCAGAGAGCCGAUGCCCUCGAGUCAUUGCUUGAGCUGUGCGCCCAGCUGCUUAAACAGGACAAGAUUGAGGAGCUCGCUGGUGUCUUGAGACCGUUCGGAGAAGAAACUGUCUCUUCGAGAGAGACAGCUAUUUUGCUCACAAAAAGCCUCAUGUCUUCCCAGAAAUUUAAUGGUACUAGCUGAUCUUUGAUAACUUUGAGCUGGUCUAAUUUAUACCGAGAUUUAAGUGUUUCUUUCGGCGUUUUUCUGGAGUGUUUGUUUUGCUAAUUUAUGUACUGCCCCGGAACUGUUUUUAUGUGUCCUGUUAAUAUUGUAAACAACAAUAAUCUCUGGGAUUGUUUGAAUGGAUAUGAAGAUACUGAUUUUCUUA